AUGCAGGGGGACGCCGUCUUCGUCAUGUCCUCGAGUGAGAGCGAUUGCGGGGCAACGGCGGCGGCCGCCUCGCGGGUGGAGGCGUGCCCCCAGCAAUUCGCAGCCGCCGGCUCGUCUGCGGCGAGGUCCAUGGAUGCGGUGCUUUUCGGCGAUGAGGGCCGCCGCCGUGCGGCGUCUCCAGGGCUGUGUGCGCAGGAAGCGGCGAGCGACACCGCCUCCUCCUGCAGCAGCGGCAGCAGCGAGAGGAGUGCGUUUUCGCACGAGGUCGUCGGGGAGGAGGCGAGACGGCUGCGCCUCGGCCCGGGUGUUGCGGACGCCAUGGCGGCGGUGGAGCCGCACGAGCACCCCGCGAGCGCGGCGGUGUUGCGCGGAAUGACGUGUGCCGAUGUUCGUGCCGUGUUGGAGCCCUUUUUUCACCGCAGGGAGGCGGCGAGGAUGCACUUUGAUGCGGCGCGGGGGCGACUCACGGCAGCGACGAAGGCGAAGACGAGUAGGGGGGACAAUACUCUGCUGGAACGCUGGAGCCGACUAGUGAAUGUCUCCAACUGGGGUGACGGCAGCGCGUCAAGCGGCGACGUCUUGCUUCCGGAGGUGCUCGCUCCGCCAGCGGUGACGCUUCUUGGCGGAGGCGCCGGCGCCUCCGCCACUGCGGCGAGUGUGACCUCCGAGUUGCGGCAGCUGCGGCCGCAUCAAGUAGAAGGCAUUCGUUUCUUGUGGAGCAUUCUUGUGGAGGGGCCUGUCGGGAGAGUCCCCGCCGUUGGCUGCAUCCUUGCCCACACCAUGGGACUUGGCAAGACCUGCCAGGUGGUCGUCUUCCUGCAUCUCUUCCUCAAUGAGCAACGACGGCGUCAGGGGCGGUCGCAGCGGGUGCUCAUCGUGGUCCCAAAAUCCACACGAGCGGGGUGGGAGAAGGAGUUCGCCACCUGGUCGCGUUACUUUCCCCUCGCCCAGCGCCUCACCCCCAUCGCCAUUGAUGAACGCGAGAGUGCGCGGCGGCGGUCGGAGGUGUACGAAAGGUGGUGCAGCGAGGGUGGGGUGCUGCUUGUGGGGUACGAGAUGCUGCUUGGCCUCACGAGGCUCUCGACGAGGGGAGCGAAACGAGAUACGACGGGGCACCGGUGGACGGAUCUGCUCGUAUGCGAUGAGGCUCAUCGAUUGAAGUCGACGCGUCUGCAGAUCUCGGCCGCACUCCGUGGGCUACACCCGCUGCGUCGACUGCUUCUGACGGGUACGCCGCUGCAGAAUCACCUGCAGGAGUACUGGGCCAUGGUGGAUUUCGCGCUUCACAAGUACUUUGAACGGCGCCGCUUUCAGGAGUUCUUCAUUAACCCCAUUGAGGCCUCCGUUGCGCAAGAGGCCAGCCCGAGGGAGGUUGCCAUGGCCCGCAUGAAGACAUUCGCCCUGAUACGCGAGCUGCGGCACUUUGUUCAGCGCGUGGAUAGCACCCCACUACAGAAGGAGCUUCCACCCCUGCACGAGUACGUGCUUGUUGUUCCGCUCUCCGCGCUGCAGGCCCGCUUGUACGACCGCUUCCUGCAGCUGGUACGGCAGGAACGUUACAGGUUCAACUUUCUCCAGGCCGUAACUUACGCCAACAAGAUCUCGGCCCACCCCCAGCUACUCUUUGCGACUGACCCCGCCUCACCGCUGCGAAGCGUUCUAGGCGGCCCGGAGAGCGACUCCGACGACGAAGACGAGGAAGGGGAGGAGGAGGGGAGUAGAGGGAGUCGUGGCCGGCGGCCCCCGGCAUUCGCUGGAACGCCGGUGAGUCAAGUUUGUGCCGAUCUUUUCCAGCCACCGGCAGACUACACCGCCGCCCCUGAGGACGGUGCCAAGCUGUACAUCGCUGUGCGGAUCAUCAAGGCGGCGAUGCUGCGGGGUGAAAAGUCGUUGUUUUUCAGCUUGUCGACGAAACUACUGAGCCUCUUUGAGGGAAUCAUUGCUGAGAUGAACCGUCGAUGGCAGCGGGAUGGUUCCCUGUCGCGUCCAAUCCGGUUUUGUCGCCUUGACGGGAGUAGCAGUGGGGCGGAGCGUGAGAGUACGCUGCGGUCCUUUCACUCGGCCUGCGGUGCCGACGUGCUGCUGCUUAGCAUGAAGGCAGGCGGGGUGGGUAUCACCAUCACUGCCGCCACCCGUGUUAUUCUCGCGGACGGCGGCUUCAACCCGGCGGAUGACAGGCAGGCCAUUGGACGCGCCUACCGCUACGGGCAGACACGCCCCGUCUUUGUGUAUCGGCUCGUCUGCUACCAUACCUUGGAGCACCGCAUGUUUCGGCAAAAGGUGGCGAAGGAAUGGCUCUUCCGCACCAUUGUCGAGGAGGCCUCGCUGAAGCGUGACGCCCUGGCCGGGUUACGUCUGCAGUCCAUGUUUCAGCUCCUUAGUCGUGCACGGGAGGAGGCAGACGAGGCGCCAACGUUGACCGAUGAACAGCGGAGGUCGAUGGCGCGGCUCGUGGCGGAGGACGCCGUGCUGGCCGACGUCGCCGCACACGUUCUCUACGCCGAGGCGCACGAGGUCUACCUGCAGCAUGACGAGCUGGUGCAGUACGGCGAGGAGGAGCGGGAGUUCUACGAGGAGUACCAAAAGAAGGGCGUCUUCAACGUUGACAGUUACGUGGAUGGUGCUGACGGCGGGUGGGAGUCGGAGCAGCGCAAGCGGCUGCGCGAGGAACAGCAGGAGACCGUGGAGGAGCGAACGAAAACGCUGACGGCGUUGGUGGACGACAUCAUCCGCGGCCGCGCGGAGGCAGACCCGCAGCUUCGCCACCUGCUGCGCAUGAUGGGCGUCACCGUGGAUGCAUCGGGGGCGGUCUCCGUCGUGAGUGCGCGGGAGGCGCAGCAGCCCCUCGCCGUGGACGCGGAGAGCGGGGGCGAGGGGCGCCCUCCUCGUCGCACAGACCCGCAGGCGGUCCGCACCGAGACGGUUCCGCGGCUACCGCCUGUAGUGUUGGACUCGGACGGGGCCGCCGACGACUCCGACGGUGAGUCUGUCCUCUUUGAUGGGAAGCGGAGGAGUGACGACGUGCGCGCUGUUGUCGACCCGUCCAAGUACGAACCCUACAGGCCCGGCGGUACCGCCACGCACGCCAUCUUUCUUGACGAGGACGAAGUAUAG
Molecule: messenger RNA, 3114 nt
Organism: Trypanosoma conorhini
Lineage: Eukaryota; Euglenozoa; Kinetoplastea; Trypanosomatida; Trypanosomatidae
Product: putative helicase-like protein
Exons: 1
Coding region: 1-3114 (1037 amino acids)
Cellular component (GO): nucleus
Molecular function (GO): ATP hydrolysis activity; ATP-dependent chromatin remodeler activity; ATP binding
Source: RefSeq, a predicted model, not a curated record